This is a messenger RNA of Scophthalmus maximus (turbot), 4830 nucleotides long. RefSeq names its product solute carrier family 5 member 3b (gene slc5a3b). The transcript has 2 exons. Bases 419 to 2554 code for a protein of 711 amino acids. Gene Ontology annotation, biological process: myo-inositol transport; inositol metabolic process; transmembrane transport. NCBI's taxonomy places the organism in Eukaryota, Metazoa, Chordata, Actinopteri, Pleuronectiformes, Scophthalmidae. Gene Ontology annotation, molecular function: D-glucose:sodium symporter activity. Gene Ontology annotation, cellular component: plasma membrane. The record is from RefSeq and is a predicted model, not a curated record.
GGCGGGACGGGUCUCUACAGGACGGAGCCCCACGUCUUCAUCAUCAUCAUCAUCAUCAUCCACAUCUGCGCUGUCGGAGCGCGGGGGGAGAGGUCGUAGCAUCUCAGACGCGUAUGCUAACGCUAGCAAAACAAGGAAUUUUAAGUCUAGGCUUUUCUAGACCAGAGGCCUACAACACCCUCCUCUAAAUCUAGAACGACCUCAGUGCCGGUGGAUAACCCCCUCCGAAGCACACCUAGUGAAUUUGAACUGGCGGUGGAUACUACAGCUUCCCUCAAGACAGCAAACCAAAGCAGAGCAUUUCCUUUGCUCCAUUUCUAUUAAUCAAAUCCAUUACUUUGACUAUUUGUACUCCUUUUUGAAAGAACUUCCUUAGCUGUGAACUUUACACCCAAGACCAUUUAAAUAAUCAACAAAAAUGGCUCCUGGAAUGGAAACAGCGGACAUAGCUGUGGUAGCACUGUAUUUUGUCCUGGUGCUAGUCAUCGGCUUUUUUGCCAUGUGGAAAGCAAAUCGCAACACUGUCAGCGGCUACUUCCUGGCUGGACGCUCCAUGACGUGGAUAGUGAUAGGUGCAUCGCUCUUCGUGAGUAACAUUGGCAGUGAACAUUUCAUAGGCCUGGCAGGAUCGGGAGCAGCGAGUGGCUUUGCUGUUGGAGCGUGGGAAUUUAACGCACUUCUACUCCUGCAGCUGCUGGGUUGGGUGUUCAUCCCUGUUUAUAUCCACUCAGGAGUCUACACCAUGCCCGAGUACCUGUCGAAACGCUAUGGUGGCAACAGGCUAAAGGUUUACUUUGCCUGCUUGUCUGUGUUACUUUACAUUUUUACCAAGCUGUCUGUGGACCUGUAUGCUGGAGCUCUCUUUAUUCAGGAGUCCUUGGGGUGGAACCUUUACCUGUCCAUCUUUCUGCUCAUCAGUAUGACUGCAUUGCUCACUGUCACUGGGGGACUGGUGGCAGUACUGUACACGGAUGCCCUUCAGGCAGUGUUGAUGAUUGGUGGAGCCCUGACCUUAACCAUCAUCAGCCUCAUCAAAGUAGGUGGGCUUGAGGGUGUCCGAUCGAAGUACAUGCAGGCUGUUCCCAAUGUUACUGCUAUACUGGCUAGUGGAAAUUUCACGUAUUAUCCUUCCUGUCGCAUUGAGCCCAAACCAAACUCGCUACGCAUCCUUCAUGGCCCUCUGGAUGAAGACAUCCCGUGGCCAGGCUUCCUUCUUGGCCAGACCCCUGCAUCUAUUUGGUACUGGUGUGCAGACCAGGUCAUUGUCCAGAGAGUACUUGCAGCAAAGAACAUUGCUCACGCCAAGGGCUCAACACUCAUGGCUGGACUUCUCAAGAUCCUUCCCAUGUUUGUCAUAGUCAUUCCAGGAAUGAUCUCCCGUAUCCUGUUCACGGACGAGAUCGCCUGCAUUGGGCCAGAGCACUGCAUGGCUGUGUGCGGUUCUGAGGCUGGCUGCUCAAACAUUGCCUACCCACGCCUGGUCAUGGCUGUGAUGCCUGUGGGACUCAGGGGUCUGAUGAUGGCAGUCAUGAUCGCCGCCCUGAUGAGUGAUCUUGACUCCAUCUUCAACAGCGCGAGCACCAUCUUCACCCUGGAUAUCUACCAAACGGUUCGGAGGAAGGCAUCGCAGCGUGAGCUGCUGAUGGUGGGCCGCAUGUUUGUUGUGGUCAUGGUGGCCAUCAGCAUUGCUUGGGUCCCUGUUAUUAUUGAAAUGCAAGGUGGACAGACAUAUCUGUACAUCCAGGAAGUUGCUGGCUACCUUACACCACCAAUUGCUGCCCUCUUCCUGCUAGGUGUGUUCUGGGGAAGGUGUAAUGAGAUGGGUGCAUUUUGGGGAGGCAUGACUGGUUUCACACUAGGUACCAUACGACUGAUCUUAGCUUUUAUCUACCGCCAGCCUCGCUGUGACAAGCCAGAUGAUAGACCUCCCUUCAUCAUUCAUGUUCACUACAUGUAUAUUUCUGCUGGGCUGUUCUGGAUUUCAGGGCUGGUGGCAGUGGUGGUCAGCCUCUGCACCUCUCCCCCAGAUAAGGAGCGGGUUCGCACCACCACAUUCUGGGGGCUCCGCACUGUUCAAAUGGCCCCUGCCAAGGAUCGAGAGGAAACGUACAGGCUGACUGACGAGAGCCUUUGUAAUGGUGAUGGAAACCUCCACAAGGAAAUGCCCAUAGAUGUAAGAAAGGACAUGUGUUUGGAUGGGGUGGAUGUCAAACUCCUGGUCCCAUCCACCGACCAUGACCCAGCAACCCCUAGUACAGAAACCACCCCUGCAACCAGCCCUGCGGAGCCACUUGGAAAUAGGAGGAUGGAGAUGAUCAGAGCAGAGGAAGGCUGCCAUGGGAAUUGGGAGAGUAGCAGGUGCAUGCGCUUACUAGACUGGUUUUGUUCACUUAAAGAUGGAGCAAAGAGUGCUCAGCAAAAAGUGGCGCAGGACGAGGCGGCACUCAUUGCAAAGAUGCUGUACGAGCCACCCAGAGUUAAACUCCUUCUCAACUUGGGUCUACUAUGCGUCUGCUGUGUGGGCAUCUUCAUGUUUGUUUAUUUUUCAUUGUAGCUGAACACUGCACUGAACUAAUGGGGACUGGUGUGGGUUUUUUUUUUUAAUGAAGUUGGAAGGUAUGUACAGGGGUUUGAGCUGUUAACAAAUUGUCUGUAAUAUUUACAGUUGUCUUUUGUAGUUCUUUAACAGGGAUCCGAGUUUAUUCUAAUCAUUUUUAAAAAAUGGUUAAAGCUUCUCCAUAUGUAAACUUUACUCCUUAAUGACUUAAAAUCUAUUUGGCACUGGUGUUUCCACUUUGUACAGUGCUUGAUGUUAAUUCUUCAGAAUAUCCACUGGGAUUUUUAGAACCGUAGUAUGCCAGUGAAUUUAAUAGUUGCCUUAUUUGACACUUGCACUUGUCUUUCUGUGUUUAUGUUUUAUGUGAUUUAGGUUUUUUUCUUUCCAUUUUUGUUGAUAGUAGGUGUAAGCUUAGUUGCUGGUUCAGCAAACAUGUCUAUAACUUAAACUUUUAGGUUAAAGGCUUUGAAAGUUUCUUUUUACAAGUUCUGAACUCUAUGAUUAUUAGUACAUUUAUAUUAGAAUUUUAAGGAUGUUAUUACUAUUUUGUUUUAUUGUGCCCUGGACAGUCAUUUCAAGGUCGGCAAAUUAUCCAAUAAAUGUCCAAAGUGCUGAGAAGAAUUGCCCCCUGAAAGUAUUGCAUCAAAAAAUAAUCUUCUCAAUCUUACAAUUACAUACCUGGUAUUUAUGAUAUGUACAUAUUUUGCAGGACAUAAAAUAGAAAGAAUUAUCACAGAAAUUGUUACCUCAUUUUUCCAUCAGAAGUGUGGAAUUAACCAAACUUAAUAUUGUGAGGUACUUGUUCCUUUUUACUGGCUGUUCCAUGCCUGUUGUUUUUUGUUGUCACUGAUGACCAAAUUCCAGUCACAUCUGGAGCUCUACUGGUGUUUUUUUCUUUUAAAGGUUUAAAUAUUGCAUUUUCUACUACUGUGUUUUAAUGGUUGUAUUCUGUUACAUUUUAAAAAAAACACAAAAACCUCUAAUUCAUCUACUGCUAUUCUAUCAUAGCAAAAAGCCACAAGUUCCAAUGCUCAUGAUUCUGUUUCACUUAACACGUACAUGUACAUCUCAUUUUCACAUUUUUGAGGCUGCUGCAUUGUGUGCAACAUAAUACAGGGCUCAUUGGAUCACUGACAGUAGACACUUCUCGUGUAGUAAGCUAUCUGUUUUGAAUAUACUGUGCAUCAAAGUGCACUGCAGUGCUGAAAUGUCAUUUAAUCUUGUUUCAAGUGCAUCUUUUAUAAACGUUCUACCAAAUGUGUCUUAGUCUGCAAAGUUAAAAUAGAGGGGAAAAAACACAAAAAGAAAUCAAAAAACAUUUUUACGUCCUGAACAGUUUUGCGCAGUGACUACAACAUCUCUUUAAACCCAUGUAUUAAAUUAGCUUUGCCAUUUAGUGUAAUACAUUAGCUGCAUAUCAGCAGAGAUUGAUAAUGUAAAGCAGAAAUGGCAUUUCAGGUGCUGGUUGCAGGAUUAGCACAUCACUAGAUGAGUUGACAUUUUCAAAGGUAAUUCAACCAGGUAAAUAAAAUUAUUGGAAUUCUCAAUUUUGCUCAUUACUUCCACAGUAUAAAGUGUUAAGAUAUGAAAAAGCCCCACCGUUAGAACUUUUAGAAGAAGAAGAAAUUAGAAGAAAAAUUAAAAGUGUUUUACAUUGUGUUUUUAAUUUGAGAGCAGUGUUGAAUGACAUCAGUCCCAAAAUGUGUCAUAAUGUGACAGGCAUAAAUGAUGCAUUACAUGAUGAUAAGUGAUGAUUGCUGUAUGGGAAAGAGCUUUAAAACCCUUUCUUUUUUUCCUGAGAGAAUAAACAUUGUUAUUUUCAUGGAUUUAAUUUUUUAGAAACUGAAAAAUAAAGUUUCUGUGGAGACAAAAGACAAACGUGUACUCAUUUAUGUUGUGAAACAGUUGGAGAAAAUACUUUCCCACCAAACUGGCUAACAUAAAGUCAGAUUUCAUUUCUUCUUAAUUCAGGUAAUGUGUUGUCUUGUUGUUUACUACAGAAUGUUGCAACACUAGAAUCAUUAUUCAUUUAUCAUGUGAUUAACAACUGGACCCCAGCUGUAUGAAGUCAAAACAUCUGUUUUAGGGGAGCUGCUGAAUUAUUUUAAAUUUGGAACAGAUUAGUUGUGGAUUCAACUGUAGCAAUUUAUCUCAUGUGGUUAUGUCAUUAUUGACAUUCACUUUACAACUACUGAAUAACAGCAUUGUUCAUCAAGUGAUAUUUUGCAACUUGUAUGAAGUGAAUAAAAUGUUGUUUACAAAACUCAAAGGAA